UUGUGUUUGAAAUUAUAUUAUUUAUAAAAACAGGAUAAAUGGGUGGAAAAGGUAAAGACGAACCUGCCGAAUCUAAGUUUAUUUACAUGAAAGUUGUUGGAGGAGAACCAGUCGCUGCUGCUACUCUUGCUCCAAAGUGCGGUCCUUUGGGAAUGCCACCAAAGAAGGUCGGAGAUGACAUUACUAAUGCCACCAAGGACUGGAAGUCAAUCAAGGUCCCAGUCGAAGUUGAGGUUGUCAACAGACAAAUCACCGUCCGUGUAUUGCCAUCAGCUUCAUCAUUGAUCCAGAAAGCUUUGGGAAAAGCCCCAAGAGUCAGGCCAAGAGACAAGGAGACUCACUACACUCAUGAAGGAAACCUCGACUUCGAAGCUAUUGUAGAUAUUGCCAAACAAUUGGAGCACAAGAGUAUGGCUAAGACUUUCGCUGGAACUGUCAAGCAGAUUCUCGGUACUUGCAACUCUAUUGGCAUCACUGUCGACGGACAUUCAGGAAAGGAUGCCCAAGCAUUGCUCGAAAAAGGUCAUUGGAAUUUGCCAAACUAAU
Messenger RNA from Moneuplotes crassus, 546 nucleotides. The record is from the annotation of a GenBank genome assembly. Lineage: Eukaryota; Ciliophora; Spirotrichea; Euplotida; Euplotidae.